Messenger RNA from Cercopithifilaria johnstoni, 2322 nucleotides. Lineage: Eukaryota; Metazoa; Nematoda; Chromadorea; Rhabditida; Onchocercidae. The record is from the annotation of a GenBank genome assembly.
AUGGCAGAUAAUUCCCAGUUAAAAGGAAAACCAUCACGGAAUAUCGGUGAUGCCCGGAUUGCUGGACUUUACGACCUACAGAAAACCAUCGGCAAAGGCCAUUUCGCUGUAGUCAAAUCGGCAAGUCAUGUUUUCACGGGUGAAAAGGUAGCUGUGAAAGUGAUUGAUAAGACAAAAUUUGGUUCCUCAAUGGCAUCUCAUCUGAUAAAAGAGGUUCGUUGCAUGAAAUUGGUGCGGCAUCCAAAUAUAGUUCGCUUAUAUGAAGUUAUAGACACACAAACGAAGUUGUUUUUAAUUCUCGAAUUAGGAGAUUAUGAUAUGUAUGAUUUUAUUACGAAAAAUGCUGAUAAGGGCUGUCCAGAAAGCGAAGCACAACAGUAUUUUUGCCAAAUUAUUAAAGCAAUUGAUUACUGUCAUCAGCUGCAUGUCGUUCAUCGAGAUCUAAAGCCUGAAAAUGUAGUGUUCUUCGAACGUCUGGGCAUAGUAAAGUUGACGGAUUUUGGAUUCAGCAAUAAAUUUAUUCCUGGCCAGCAACUUGAAACUGCAUGCGGCAGCUUAGCUUAUUCAGCUCCUGAAAUCUUGCUGGGAGAUGCCUAUGACGCUCCAGCCGUUGAUGUGUGGUCACUGGGAGUUAUUUUGUAUAUGUUGUUAUGUGGUCGGCUGCCAUUCCAGGAGGCAAAUGAUUCGGAAACUCUGACAAAAAUAUUAGAUUGCAAAUAUUCUCUUCCAGAUACACUUUCCCCACAUGCUCGCUAUCUCAUAUCAAGAAUGUUAGUGAAAGAUGUCCAGAAGCGUGCAGCACUUAGCGAAAUUAUUAAUAAUUCAUGGGUGAAAGCUGGAGAUCUUGGUCUUGCUCAAAUUUUACCCUUGGUUGGACGAGAUGUGCUUUCGGAAAGUGCACAUACUGCAAUCAUUGACCAAAUGGUAGCCGGUGGUGUUGAUACGGAAGAGAAUAUUCUUCGAUCGCUAGAGAGUGAUGAUUUUUCUUAUAUUACUGCCACGUAUUAUUUACUUGCGGAAAGAGUUCUAGCAUCUUAUCGUGAAGAACGCGCUAAAAAGGCACAUGAGGUUGAGCGUCCGUCGUUAUGCGACUUACCACUUGACUUUAAAAAUUGUCCUGAAAUAAGAGAAACAGUUGGAAAAAGUGAAGAAGGAAGUGAUUAUAAAAGUAGAAGUCGAUCCAAUUCAUGGCGUAAUGGUACUUCUGUUUCGCGACGGCCAUGUACAAUUUUGAAAGAAGAAAGUGAAGAAGAGUUAUCAACAUAUCAUUGUGGUACAUCAAGGCAGUCAUCAAGGCACUCAUCUUGCUGUGUGUCAAUAUUUUCUUCUAACCCCAGUUCACAUGGACGAAUAUCACCUCAGGAUAUACAGGGCUUACUGGAAUUAUCACGUGUGAAUAUCGCGGAAGAUAAAAGGCGAACAGUUUCACCGGAGAGCCGUCUAAGCAGUCGAAGUUCUAGUCCACCAAGUUCAAGUGGUCGUACAAGUCCUGCAAUUGGUCGAUUGAAGAUUCCUUUUGCUGGAUUUAGUGGAUUGCGGAAAUUAGGCUCAUCGCCACAUCUGCUUGGAAUUUGUGAGGAGACGGAAGAAUGUGAGUUUGAUAAAGGUGCGGAACAGCGUAAGAGUGCGACUCGUCGUAGUAUUUCUGGUGCAUCAGUUGUAUCUUUAUCGGCAUCUCGACUUUUUGUUCAACCGAAGCUCUGUAAAGAAGAUUUUGCGGGUACGAACGUUACAUACAGUAAUGUGCGCAUGAUCAGGCGACGUCAAGCAAUGGUCUCACCAGAUAUGGCUCAAAGGUAUAAGCAGAGACUUCCUUUACGACAUCAUGCGGUAAAAGCACAAAGGAGCACAAGUUGUUCAUCAAGCGAAACGUCGGAUGAUGACAAUGAGAGAAGAUUGAAUUUUUUGGCCUCCAAAUAUUGUUCUAAUUGUGGAAGCCGACGAGAUAACGACGAUGAUCCAUCAAAGGGUAAUGGAGGGUCAUCGACUGGUCCAAGCAAUUCAGGAAAUGAGCCAAUCACUGGAAACACGAUAAAUGCUUCUGAUAAUGCUUCAUGCGAUCAUGACUGCCAAUAUUCUGUAUUUCAAGAACAAUCAUCUCGACAUCGCAGUUCGUUGGGUCUAAAAUCGUUGGACAUUACUCAAGUGGUGCCUACAGCUUUACAUCCUAUCAGAGAAAUGCCAGCAACACUUUUCUCUCACUCACUUUGUCAGAGGGAUGAAGAAGAAAUAGCGGAACGAGUGGAUUUCUCAUGUCUGUAUUUGACUCGAACCGAAAAACAAGCUAAACAUUGUGCUUUUACACCGGUAAAGCAUUCUUGA